AUGAAUUUUCUAUUUGUUUUUGCACUAUUGUUGUCAGUUGCUGCAGCGGCUUUUUCUCAACAACCAGUGACACCUAGAAGAGAAGAUGCAGUACCGGUGAUUACCAGAAAAGUAGCUAGAGUUAUUAUUAACAGAAAUCCACCAGUGGUUGCCACUAAGUUCGUAAUUUUUUUUGCCUCACUUUUGGGCCUUACUUAUGCAGGCUACCUAGGAGAACCAUUAGGCUACCACGCACCUCUUGUAGCUGCCCCAAUAAUCAAGACUGUAGUACCUGUAGCUACAUCUUACCAAAAUAUUGUACAAAUUUCUGCAGCUCCAGUUCCAAUAGUAGUCAAAGCAGCUCCCGUAUCUUAUGCUCACGCACCGGCUAUAGUCAAAGGUCCUCUGUUGGCAGCUCCUUUGCCUUAUAGCUAUCAUUAAAAGCAACGACUUACCUGAUUUUAGUAUAAGUAGGCAAUACUGCGAUAUGAAUAAUAAAUAGUUUUUGUAAUAAAGAUAAUAAUAUACAAAGUUAGGAAAUAUAGGUUUUUUUUAUUAUGUAAAGUCUCAAUUAGAAAGUGGCCCUUCACAAACUAGCACAUUUUGAAAUAGUCUAGGAGGCAGU
This is a messenger RNA of Ceutorhynchus assimilis (cabbage seed weevil), 604 nucleotides long. The record is from the annotation of a GenBank genome assembly. Lineage: Eukaryota; Metazoa; Arthropoda; Insecta; Coleoptera; Curculionidae.